Molecule: messenger RNA, 1281 nt
Organism: Amaranthus tricolor (Joseph's coat)
Lineage: Eukaryota; Viridiplantae; Streptophyta; Magnoliopsida; Caryophyllales; Amaranthaceae
Product: stem-specific protein TSJT1
Exons: 5
Coding region: 100-810 (236 amino acids)
Source: RefSeq, a predicted model, not a curated record
AUCAUAUAAUCAUAUUCUUGUUUAUCAUUCUGUAAUCUAUACCAUCUUUCUGAAUUUAGUUACAAACUUGGAUUAAAUACAGGAAUAAAAAAAGAGAGGAUGUUGGGUGUAUUUAGUAGCUCAGUGGUGUCACCGCCGGAGGAGUUGGUGGCUGCUGGAAGUCGCACGCCAUCGCCAAAGACGAAGGCCACCGAACUUGUCAGCCGCUUCCUUGCUGGAAAUCCCUCCGCGGUGUCGGCUCAGGUGGGUGAUGAUGCCCACUUGGCCUUCACACAUCAAGGGGAGUCAGCUCUCAAGCCUAGGUCAUUUGCAGUGAAAGAUGAUAUAUUUUGCAUGUUUGAAGGAGCACUUCAUAACCUAGGCAGUCUAAACCAACAUUAUGGAUUGGCAAAGACUGCCGAUGAAUCUGUACUAAUAAUUGAAGCUUACAAGGCCCUUCGUGAUCGAGCACCUCACCCUACGAACCAUGUUAUCUGCCACCUUGACGGAGAUUUCUCUUUUAUUGUCUUCGACAAGUCUACUUCCGCCUUGUUUGUAGCAUCGGAUCAAUAUGGGAAGGUACCUCUAUAUUGGGGAAUCACUAGUGAUGGUUAUGUCGCAUUUGCAAAUGACGCAGAUUUGCUUAAAGGUUCUUGUGGCAAGUCCCUUGCUUCUUUCCCUCAAGGGUGUUUUUUCUCUACUGCCAUUGGAGAACUAAGGAGCUAUGAGAAUCCUAAGAACAAGAUUACUGCCAUCCCUGGCACUGAUGAGGAAAUCUGGGGUGCUACUUUUAAGGUAGAAGGGUCAGCAGUUUUGGCAGCCACAAAAUAGAUUGCCUAAAAGUCACAUCAAUCCAUCUAUUUAUGUAACCAAUCAAUGAUGUUUGCUUCAAUAUAUGUUAAUGUGUGGUUCUUAGAAGUACUUAUUUUAUUAUGGUCAUCCAAACAUUCAUACAAGUGGGACUUGGGAGUAAUUACCUUUCAUGGGGAUGCCAUAGACUAUGAUUUUCGUACAUAAAUUUUUAGUGGUUCAUUUUUAGGCGUCUUGUGAACAACUCUUUUGUAUAUUGUAACUUUGUUUUGUGUUCUUUUUAUUUAACUUUUUUUAUGGGUUGAUUUAGGAAAAUAGAUUGUUGUAUUUGUUAUGCUCUUUUGACUUUGCAUUUUUAUUGUUUAAAUAUAUGAGAUUCUGUUGAGUUGUACGAUGUAAAUUAAAGAAACAAAGGGUGUAUUAUUAUUUUAUGGUCUCUUAUGUACAGAUCUACCAAUAAUCUUGAUACUUAAAUAAAGUUUCUUUUUUUUC